Molecule: messenger RNA, 3132 nt
Organism: Aedes albopictus (Asian tiger mosquito)
Lineage: Eukaryota; Metazoa; Arthropoda; Insecta; Diptera; Culicidae
Product: membrane alanyl aminopeptidase
Exons: 7
Coding region: 162-2963 (933 amino acids)
Biological process (GO): peptide catabolic process; proteolysis
Cellular component (GO): cytoplasm
Molecular function (GO): zinc ion binding; peptide binding; metalloaminopeptidase activity
Source: RefSeq, a predicted model, not a curated record
UAGACAGCGCUAUAAAACCAUCAAAUUGUACAAACCGACAGAUUAGUACUGCGGUUACUUUUCGGCUGUGCGAUACAUCGGCCGUUCAGUGUUAAUUGGAUCGUUUAGUCUUAAGUUAGUGUUACGUUCCUGUUAGAAGAUAGCUGUGUAGAAUUAAAAGAAUGAAGGGUACCGUUGUGUACCUGCUGGCAGCCAGCGUAUGUUGUGCCCUGGCAGGCCCUAUAGAUCUGCUGAAAACGUCGGACUCCGUCGAAGAAAUUUCGCCCCGAGCCGAACUGGCCGAGUACCGUCUUAACGAUGAUGUGAUGCCGUCCCACUAUGACCUUACACUGACGCCUUACUUCGAAGAUGAAGACACACACCAAGCAUUCACCUUCGAUGGGAUUUCAGCGAUGACGUUCCGCGUGACCAAACCCGGUGUAACCAGUAUUGUGCUGCACAUGUGGAAGAUCAAUAUUACAUCGUGGUUCUUGAAGCUAUCUUCUGAUAGCUCGGAUGUGCCUCAUGGAGUCGAGUCGUACGAUGAGGAGACUCAUAAACUCACCAUUCCGGUUAAUCAGGCUCUCGCAGAAAACACCGACUACCUGUUGAUAUUCAACUACGUGGGUCUUUUGGAUGAUGACAUGCAUGGCUUCUACCGAAGCUACUACAAAGUCGACGGAAAGAAGGUUUGGAUGGCAUCUACCCAGUUCCAGCAGACACAUGCUCGCCGUGCUUUUCCGUGUUUCGAUGAGCCACGUUUCCGAUCAACGUUCCAAGUGCGAAUCAACCGUCCAUCCAACUACAAGACCUUUUCCAAUACCCCCAUUAUUCGCCAGACUCCGUUGAGCACCGGACGGUACCAGGACGAGUUCGCCAAGACUCCUGCUAUGGCUAGCUACUUGUUGGCGUUCAUCGUUGCUGAUUACGAAGUCAAUGAAAAAGACGGUAUGGGCAUUUUGGCUCGCCGGGAAGCCAUGAACCAAACGGACUACAGUCUCCAAUCCGGAAUCGAUCUCCUAAAAGCGAUUGAAACGUGGAUCGAUUAUCCGUAUUCUUCUGUCCCAGAAAUGACCCGCAUGUACAUGUCGGCCGUCCCAGACUUUUCGGCCGGAGCCAUGGAGAACUGGGGACUGUUGACCUACCGUGAGUCAAACAUUCUGUACCAUAGCAGUGACUCGACAAGUUUGCAACAACAGCGUAUCGCUGCUGUUAUUUCCCAUGAAAUUGCUCACCAGUGGUUUGGAGAUUUAGUUACCUGCGAAUGGUGGGACGUUACAUGGCUGAAUGAGGGAUUUGCUCGUUACUUCCAGUUCUUUGGCACUGCUUUGGUAGAGACAAAAUGGGAUUUGGCUCUUCAGUUUGUCGUAGAACAACUGCAAGGAGUCAUGCAAAUGGACAGCUUGGAAAGCACUCACCCCAUGACCCACAAUGUGUACACGCCUGCACAAGUUAGUGGCAUUUUCGACAGUAUUUCUUACAAUAAGGGUGCCGUAACCCUGCGAAUGGUCGAACACCUAAUCUCUACAGAAAAAUUCAAAAACGCACUCCGCCAAUACAUCAAGGAGCGGGCAUUCAAGUCAACUCGCCCGGAAAACCUAUUCGAGGCACUCAACGAACACGGCGAUCCUACCGUUAGAGAUUUCAUGGAGCCAUGGACAGUUCAACCGGGUUACCCAUUGGUAACCGUCAUUGGAAGUGACGACGGCUACUCCAUAACCCAGCAACGCUUCCUGGUCAACAAUAUGAACCACGAUGACAAAUCCACGUGGCCACUGCCGAUCACCUACGCCACAAAGGAAGCCGACUUUGAAAACACCAAACCAACGAUUGUCAAUACCACAACCUACAAGAUCACGGUUACCAAACCGGAGGAGCUGUCUUACUUCAUUCUGAACAACCAACAAGUCGGUUACUACAGAGUCAAUUACGAUGCAGACAACUGGGCUAAAAUCAGCAAGGCACUGCACUCGGAAAACUUCGGUGGAAUCCAUGUGUUGAACAGGGCUCAGAUUGUCGACGACUUGUUCAACCUGGCCAGGGCGGACGUUGUCAAGUACGAUACCGCUUUGGAGAUUUUGGAUUAUUUGCAAGCCGAAACCGAAUACCCACCGUGGUUGGCAGCAGUAAAUGGUCUUACCACACUCUCCCGCAGGAUCCACCACGAAGAUGACGAGAAGUUUGCGAAAUACAUUGUCCAGCUGUUCAGCAAAGCAUACGCACUAGUCAAGUUCAACGCACCAACCGCUGAGGAAAGCAGACUAUUUACCUACCUCCGCAUCAACGUUCUCCAGUGGUCUUGCAACUACGGAAACGCUGAAUGCAAGAAGGCUGCUCUCGAAGAAUUCGUUCGUUUUUACGAAAAACCGACUGAAAAGGUCCACCCGGAUCUUCGUCAAGUGGUGUACUGCGAAGGAAUCCGUCAGGGUACAGAUGAACACUUUGACUUCUUGUGGGAUCAGUAUUUGAGCGCCAAUAUGGCUACCGAGCAAAUUCUCAUUCUACAAGGUCUUGGAUGUGCCCAGGACAGGGAACAGAUUUUCAAAGUAAUGGACGCUAUAACUUCGGACGACAUCCGGCCACAGGAUAAGAGCACUGCCUUCUCGUAUCUUCUCUUGAACCCCUACACCUUGGACUAUCUGUCCGAGUACUUGCGUACUUACUACGUUCGAUGGGCCAACGCUCAUGGAUCCUACUCGAACGUGGCUUCCGCCUUCAAUAAUCUCCUGGCUCGCAUGAAAACCGACGAGCAGAUGUGGAGGAUACGAUCGUUUGCUGCCCGUAACGAGCAAGUUUUCGGCGAAACCGCCUACAAGUCCAUCGAGUCCGGCGUGGAGGACUACUUCGUCAACAAGAACUUCACCGAAAAGCAUCGGGCCGUGAUUGGUGAAUUCCUGGAUAAGGCUCUUUCGAAGAGCGGUGCCGAAAAGGUUACCGUUGGAAUUCUCACGCUGGUUGCCGUUGUGGUUGCCCUGCUGCGGUAGAAACUGCAGCAAGGGCGAAAUUCUUUACAUUCGUGUAUGGAGGGGUUAAAGAAAGUGUCAUAUGUAUAGUUGUAAAUAUACAAUUUAAGAUAAAGAAUGACAGGAAUGAGAACAGUGAUAUUGAAAAAAAGUUAAUAAAAAGUAUUUACUUCUUUCAAUUAAGUCUAAA